Molecule: messenger RNA, 804 nt
Organism: Acanthocheilonema viteae
Lineage: Eukaryota; Metazoa; Nematoda; Chromadorea; Rhabditida; Onchocercidae
Source: the annotation of a GenBank genome assembly
AUGAGUGAAGAUCGCUGUGAACAACAGGAAAAGGAAAAGAAGUGGCGGAAAAUACUGUAUGAACGACAACCGUUUGAAGAUGAAUACAGUGGUGGUAGUGAGUUUCUGAAGGAGCUGAGAACAAAUAUAACAGUGGUGGAAUAUUCAUUUGUGGAAGCAAUAUGUGGUGCUAGUCUUGUCAUGCUUCACACCAAUGCUAUUGUAUUUUAUUAUUUGAUGUUCGAUUCCAUUAAAAAUAGUUCCAUAAGUUCCGUUCAGCAUUUUUCCUUGAUAUUCGCAAUUGCCUUGGCGCUGUAUACCGCUUAUUUGUAUAUGAUCAGACCGAGAAAUCUUCGAGAUCAUGUCUACACUUUCAUCACACUUCUUUGCUUUGGCUAUAUGUUGACACCUAUUAUUAGGACACUGACGGAUACAAUUAGUACUGAUACCAUAUAUGCUAUGUCUUUCAUACUCUUUCUCACGAGUUUUGUUUUCCAUGACUACACAAUGGUUGCACCAUUGGUUUCAACGAUAUUAUCGGUCAACCUUUCUUUAGCAGCAUCAGUUUGUUUGGUUUCUCGAGUAUCGUCGAACGAAUCUGCAUUUGGUCUUCUGGCUCUUUCUAUGCUUCUUUUCUCGUACUGGCCACAAAUGCGUAAUUGCAUUACAUCAGCAUUCCUGCUCACUCAGCAUCCUAUACUUACUUGUACUAAUGUUUGUUCUCCUAAUUUGUCCAUCAAUUCUGAUGAUAAUACAACCGUGGAAAAGAUGUAUUUCAGUACAAAACAUGGACCAUGGGACGAGGCAAUAGCAACCUUCGAGUGA